Molecule: messenger RNA, 1188 nt
Organism: Humulus lupulus (European hop)
Lineage: Eukaryota; Viridiplantae; Streptophyta; Magnoliopsida; Rosales; Cannabaceae
Product: (S)-ureidoglycine aminohydrolase
Exons: 13
Coding region: 109-1014 (301 amino acids)
Molecular function (GO): ureidoglycine aminohydrolase activity
Source: RefSeq, a predicted model, not a curated record
CCACUUCAACUUCUUCUAUUUUCAAACAAAAACAGUCAUCGACGACUGGACCCAAUUGCAGCAACACAACCCUACUCCCAUCUCGUCAGACCAUCCCGUACACUUCCAAUGCGCUGCCCAUUGCAAGCUUCUCUCAUCCUUCUCACCACUUUAUGUCUUCUUGAUUUGGUAGUGAGUGAAGAUGGGUUUUGCUCUGCGCCUUCUGUUAUCAGCUCCUCUACCGACUCCAAGCAUUUGUAUUGGAAGGUUACGAAUCCCACGCUUUCUCCUUCUCAUCUUCAAGACUUGCCAGGGUUCACACGCAGUGUUUACAAAAGAGACCAUGCUUUAAUAACACCUGAAAGUCAGGUCUUCAGCCCUUUACCAGAGUGGGUAAAUACAUUAGCAGCCUAUUUGAUUACACCGGCCAUUGGCUCACAUUUUGUGAUGUACCUCGCAAAGAUGCAAGGGAAUUCACAAUCUGGACUCCCUGCACAUGAUGUUGAGAGGUUCGUAUUUGUUGUCCAGGGUACUGUGACACUGACUAAUGUUUCUAGUGUCAGCCACAAACUUGAGGUGGAUUCGUAUGCUUAUCUACCUCCUAAUUUUGAACAUAUAAUCAAGUGUGAUGCAUCUGCUACUCUUGUGGUUUUUGAAAGAAGGCAUGCUUCUUUGGAGAAUCAUUUUACUGAACAGAUUGUAGGUUCAACGGAUCGGCAGCCACUUAUUGACACUCCAGGAGAGAUCUUUGAGCUCAGGAAGCUUCUGCCAACAUCUACUCCUUAUGACUUCAAUGUCCAUAUUAUGGAUUUUCAGCCUGGGGAGUAUCUUAAUGUUAAAGAGGUCCAUUAUAAUCAGCAUGGAUUGUUACUUUUGGAGGGACAGGGCAUUUACCGCUUGAGUGAUAGCUGGUACCCUGUUCAAUCAGGUGAUGCAAUUUGGAUGGCACCAUUUGUACCUCAAUGGUAUGCUGCACUGGGUAAAACAAGGAGCCGGUAUUUGCUGUACAAAGAUGUAAAUAGAAAUCCAUUGUAAUCACAUUAAGGUUUGUAACAGAGAUUAGUGUUACAACUUAAGUGACUCAGCAAGUCACAAUAAUGGCUAACAAGUAAGCUAAUGUACCAGAACCUGCUCCAUCAUACAUGUUUGUAACUUUUUAGUGCCGUCCAAUGGCACUGGCAACUUAUAAGUUUUUUUUUUCUUUCCGUA